Messenger RNA from Colletotrichum higginsianum IMI 349063, 393 nucleotides. Its product is annotated as RNA polymerase II transcription mediator. Gene Ontology annotation, molecular function: transcription coregulator activity. The transcript has 3 exons. NCBI's taxonomy places the organism in Eukaryota, Fungi, Ascomycota, Sordariomycetes, Glomerellales, Glomerellaceae. The record is from RefSeq and is a predicted model, not a curated record. Gene Ontology annotation, biological process: regulation of transcription by RNA polymerase II. Gene Ontology annotation, cellular component: mediator complex. The coding region runs from base 1 to 393 and encodes 130 amino acids.
AUGCUGUGGACCAGGCACCUCGCCCAGCAGUUCGUCGCGAGCUUCCACUUUGUCCAUCGACGUCAUGAUCUCGAGCUUCUCGGUCCCAAUGAUAAAAUCAGAGAGGUCAAGCAAGAUCCCGAACAGAAGGAAGUCGACCCCCUCCCGCCCGAUGAAUUCAAGGACGGCCUGGCCGAACUGGCGCGCGACUUAAUCAUCAAAGAGCAGCAGAUCGAAGUCCUCAUAUCCACCCUUCCGGGUUUGGACAGCAGCGAGGCCGAUCAGGAGCGCUAUAUACGGGAAUUGGAGGACGAGCUGAAGGUUGCCGAGGCGCAGAGGCAGGAUGCGAUCAAGGAGAAGGACCAGAUCCUGGCAAAGCUCGACGAGGUAAUCAGGAGCAUUCGCCGGCCGUGA